GAGACAUACUAUUUAGUAUAUCUGCAUUCUUUGACGUAUGUGUAUCAGAAAAUGAAUGAAGUCAUGCUGCCGUAUUCGGUUAAGUUUGCACUCUUCUUUCUUUUGCUUCCUCCGCCCUCACGCAUAUAUACCAGUACAGAUAUGGCCGCGAAAAGGAAGUCAGCUGCGAAACGUCGACAAGACGCCUCGUCGUCUUCCAACACACACGAAAACCCUUCGUCCUCAGCCAUGAGCAGACACAGCAGUGCUACCCGAGAACAGCAACAAACCGGGAAUGAAAACAACGAUGAUCAAGGCCCUGUACUCCUGGCAGCUGAAAAGGUUGGCAAGAAAUGGCGAAAUAUGGCCAUUCGAACGUUCACAACGCUCCUUAUGAUUGGUGCUUUCCUGUUUGUGCUGGCAUCGGGUUACAUUUGGUCCAUUGCUGCCGUCCUGGUUAUUACGACGGCUGUGUAUCGCGAAGUGAUUCAGAUCGCUCAAGUUCCUGCCAAAGAAAAGAGUGUCCGCUGGUUCAAGACAAUGAGUUGGUACUUUUUGAUCACAACCGAAUACUUUCUAUAUGGCGAAUCCAUCAUCUAUUACUUUACAGAGAUUGUGAUGGUGGAUAAGUUUCUGUUACCAUUUGCCACCCAUCAUCGUUUUAUCAGCUUCAUGCUUUAUGUAUUGGGCUUCGUCUUCUUCGUCGCCAAUCUUAAAAAAGGACAAUACCGGUUCCAAAUGGCCCAAUUCUGCUACACACACAUGGCACUAUUACUGAUCGUUGUUCAAAGUCAUUUCAUUGUGGAAAAUAUUUUGGAAGGUUUGAUUUGGUUUGUCAUGCCAGCGGCACUUGUCGUGUGUAAUGAUACCUUUGCGUACAUUUGUGGUUUCUUUUGGGGCCGUACACCUUUGAUCCAGCUGAGCCCAAAGAAAACGGUGGAGGGAUUUGUUGGUGGUUUUAUUUGGACUCUUUUGCUCGGUUUCGGGCUAACUACGAUUCUUAUGCGCUUCGACUAUUUGGUUUGCCCGGUUCAAGACCUUGGUGCAUCGGCAUGGUCGAACGUCUCGUGUGAUCCCAAGAACCCUGUGUUCACCGCUGUUCCUUGGCAACUCCCUUCAAAUAUUGUCUAUAUCAUCAAGUAUCUUUUCCGCCAAGAUGUUAGUCAAGUAUGGAUCGCACCCGUUCAACUUCAUGCAAUUGUGAUGGCAUGCUUUGCAUCGCUUAUUGCUCCAUUUGGUGGUUUCUUUGCUAGUGCAGUAAAGCGUGCAUUCAAGAUCAAGGACUUUGGCCACAGCAUUCCUGGCCACGGUGGUCUUACAGAUCGUAUGGAUUGCCAAUUUUUGAUGGGGUUCUUUUCACACAUGUAUCACCAGAGUUUCAUCAAAACCUACAGUGUCUCAGUCGGCUCUAUACUCGCAUUGACAAUCAAUAAUCUGACUCCACGCGAACAAAUCGAGUUAUUGGAACGGUUACAGACUUAUCUGUCAAACCAGGACAUCAUCAAUUCCGCCUUGUUGGCGUCAAGUAACAUGAAUAACGUCAUCCAAGAUGCGCGGGAAGGCCUUCUCAAUUCCUAUUAAAUGCAUGCCAAAUCACGCCUACCUUCCUUCUCUUUCUCUAACACCUAUUCCAUUUCGAUCUUUGCUGUAUAGAAAAAACCUGACAUGAUCAUUUGACAUUAACCGCUUGCGAGAUGCUAUUACUAGCGUCUCGUAAGGAUGUUGUAUAGCAUUUAUUCUUCUUUUUUUUCACAAACCUCUAAUGUCAUACUUUACU
This is a messenger RNA of Zychaea mexicana, 1756 nucleotides long. RefSeq names its product cytidylyltransferase family-domain-containing protein. Lineage: Eukaryota; Fungi; Mucoromycota; Mucoromycetes; Mucorales; Lichtheimiaceae. The record is from RefSeq and is a predicted model, not a curated record. The transcript has 9 exons. Gene Ontology annotation, cellular component: endoplasmic reticulum membrane. Bases 52 to 1560 code for a protein of 502 amino acids. Gene Ontology annotation, molecular function: phosphatidate cytidylyltransferase activity.